CAGUGUAAACUGGUGGUGUGCAGAGCCUACGACUACUCUUCCCGUUGCUACAGAGGCUGUAUUGUGAGGUCCAAGAGAGACGUGGGCUCCUACCAGGAAAAAGUGGAUGUCGUUUUGGGACCCAUCCAGCAGCGCAACCCCCCUGAAGGGAAGAAGAGCCCGGGUAGGUGGCCAUCCUCGGAUGACCCUACAGCCCACUGAAGCCCAGGCCCAUGACACACAUGGAAUUCAGAUGCUUCUAUUGGUGUUAUGUUACAACCCAAAUGUGCCAGCAAACUGUGCUAUACUUGGGCAGAGAGUUUGACCCAGAAAGCAUACAGACCUGAUGCUUUAUCCUCUGGGUCCUGAACUCCCGGAACACAUGCUUCUCAUGCUUAAAAUGAAAUUUCUAAUAAUUACCGGUUAUAACUGUUGAGAGAGUUAAAUAAAGUAGUAUUAAACAGCCUUG
Messenger RNA from Cavia porcellus (domestic guinea pig), 448 nucleotides. RefSeq names its product ATPase Na+/K+ transporting subunit alpha 1 (gene Atp1a1). Gene Ontology annotation, biological process: intracellular sodium ion homeostasis; proton transmembrane transport; intracellular potassium ion homeostasis. Gene Ontology annotation, cellular component: sodium:potassium-exchanging ATPase complex; sarcolemma. Gene Ontology annotation, molecular function: P-type sodium:potassium-exchanging transporter activity; ATP hydrolysis activity; ATP binding. Lineage: Eukaryota; Metazoa; Chordata; Mammalia; Rodentia; Caviidae. The record is from RefSeq and is marked provisional.